Molecule: messenger RNA, 1447 nt
Organism: Nelumbo nucifera (sacred lotus)
Lineage: Eukaryota; Viridiplantae; Streptophyta; Magnoliopsida; Proteales; Nelumbonaceae
Product: SNARE associated Golgi protein family
Source: RefSeq, a predicted model, not a curated record
CACCCAAAAUCCCGAAUGCAGGGUUUAAACUACAUGGCAGUCCUUCAAGAGUCAAGACCUUCUAUCCUACGCCACCGCUGCUUAAAAUGCGCACCCUGAGGCCAUGCAUCUCCUGCUCCUCCUUCCAGCCUCACCUCACUCCGCGUAGGCCCAGCUUCCCUUGCACUCCUUCACCUUCCUUUCUCUUUAACUUCAGACCUAAGCGGUUCUAUGUUCUCAAGCCAUGUUCUUCACUGAAAGAAACCAAGAAACAGACUCUCCUAAAGCCCUCCAGCAUCCCGCAAAGCCUAAGGAGGUUUGGGAAUCCGAAGAACGACCGCGAUGAUUCUGAUGAAGGCCGUGACAAGCUCGCAGGAGAUGGCGGGGGUGGUUUGGAAGGGGAGACUGCAGCUAAGGGUACUCUUUUAGCGGGUCUUUUGCUUGUUGGUGUUGUCGGUGGUUUUGCAUCGGUUGGGUAUCUCUACAAGGAUCAAAUCAAUACAUUCUUGACGCAGUUUUCGGGAUUCAUUGAAGGCUAUGGUCCAGCUGGGUAUGCUUUAUUUGUAGCUGUCUAUGCUGGGUUGGAGAUCCUUGCGAUUCCAGCCAUCCCAUUAACUAUGUCUGCUGGUCUUCUUUUCGGCACUGUUAUUGGAACUAUCAUUGUCUCCAUCAGUGGAACGGUAGCAGCAACUGUUGCAUUUCUUAUUGCCAGAUAUUUUGCCCGUGAGCGUAUUCUUAAAAUGGUCAAGGGAAAUAAGAAAUUUCUAGCCAUUGACAAAGCUAUUGGGGAGAAUGGUUUCAGAGUUGUCACACUUCUUCGUCUGAGCCCUUUGCUUCCAUUUUCUCUUGGAAACUAUUUGUAUGGGCUGACUUCAGUGAAGUUCAUCCCAUAUGUGUUAGGAAGUUGGCUAGGGAUGCUUCCAGGGACUUGGGCUUAUGUUUGUGCUGGUGCAUUUGGACGUGCAAUCAUUCAAGAUGAAUCCGACAUCAAUUUAUUUGGAGGCAACAGUCAGUUACUGACACUUGGUCUUGGACUUUUGGCAACAGCACUGGCUGCAGCAUAUGUGACACAGCUUGCGAAGGAUGCUGUAAAAGAUAUCGAGUAGAUAUGCCUCCAUGAGAAAUUUUACCUGAAAGUCUGAUUAUGAGGAUGUUUAAAUGGUUAUAAGAAAAUGUAAAUUAGACUGGCAAAUCACAGUGAUGUAAUUAUUUGUCUAAUAGAACGGACUCAAUUUUUGAAGUGUGCUUUCAGUGUCAUGAAUUUGCGCACAGAACUCAUGAAAUAAAUCAUGAAUUUUCUUGCCGUUCAUCGGGCCUCGGCAUUUACAGAUGUACAUUAAAGAAGAGGCUGCUGCAAAAGCUUGUAACAACAUUUGGAGGUCAAGAAAGAAAAGAAUAACACGAUACCAUCUGUACCAUUAUCUUCUGCUAAUAAUGACGGUGAAAAAAGUGAACUUUUGAUUUGGCA